AUGGGUCUGAGGUUGCGCCAGCUCCAAGUGCUGCACCGCCACGGUGACCGUACCCCGCUGCAUAACGUCUUCCGAGGAAGCGUCAAUGCGCGCUCCGAGGAGGAGGAAGUGCUGCUGUGGAAUCGCCAGCUGCCGACAGCGACGCAACUGGCCCAGUUUCGCUCCAAGUUCAGUGUUCAAAUGGACGGUGACGUCCAAGCCUCCUUCCAGCAGCGGCCGUUUGGGUACUUGACGACGCGAGGUAUCGAGCAGAUGACGAGGCGUGGAGACCGAUUGCGAGAGUUUUGUCAGCAAGAGGACCUAAGCCUCGAUGAAGUGGAGCCUGAGCUGGUGCAGAUCUUCAGUAACUCCUACACGCGCACUCAAUUGAGUGUGCAGGCGUUGCUUAGUGGCAUGCUGCGUGAUCAACCUCAGUUAAGCCCUCCGGUGAGCGUGCUUCCUCCGGAGAAAGACAUCAUCAACACGUACGGGAUUUUUCCGGAGAUCAUGGAGUUGAAAGCGGAUCUGGAGCGAGACAACGCGGAGUUUGCGGCGCGCGAACACGACAUGGCCCCCGUCAAGCAAGAACUGAUGAGACUGCUCCCAGCCAUCGACUCGAAGCAGAUCCCUUUUUCCUGGCUAACCGCAGCCGACUAUUUCGUUUGUCGUCGGGCUCACCAGACCCCGUAUAUUCCGGGAACUGAAGUCCAUGGUGAUGCCACUGAAAGGCACCUUGGAUUCCGUUUCCACCAGUUUUACUCUCAUCGGACGAUUUUGAAGCUGGUUGCCGGUCGCCUAAUGCACAACGUACUCCGUGAGAUGCAAAAAGCUCUCUGGGAUCACAGCGAGUGCAAGAAGAUUGUGAUUUACAGCGGCCACGAUGUGUCGCUGCUAUCAGUCCUCCGAACCAUGGACGCAGAAAUCGCAAACGACAUUGACUGGUGGCCCGAGUACUCCUCAGCCCUUGCGCUGGAGUUGCUGGAAGACGGGAACGGGAAAUUUUUCGUUCGUGUUCGGCUGAACGGCGAGAUCCUUGCUAUAGGCGAUGGGCCCAACGGUCUUUGCCCCUCUGACCGGUUCCGUGACAUGGUGUUGGAUCACAUCGGAAGCCAUUCUGACUAA
Messenger RNA from Phytophthora sojae, 1101 nucleotides. RefSeq lists its product as hypothetical. The transcript is spliced from 5 exons. The coding region runs from base 1 to 1101 and encodes 366 amino acids. The record is from RefSeq and is a predicted model, not a curated record. Gene Ontology annotation, molecular function: phosphatase activity. Lineage: Eukaryota; Oomycota; Peronosporomycetes; Peronosporales; Peronosporaceae. Gene Ontology annotation, biological process: dephosphorylation.